AUGCCUGGAACUCGAGCAAUAGAACGGAACAAUGUCCCCUUACCAGUUACUGCGCAGAAAACCUAUACAUUUACAGCCCGAAUUCCUUCGCAAUGCAACAGUAUGAAUCGAAACAAUCUUAUCGGUGAUAAAGUCUCUCGAAAAUCGAAUGUCUCAUCGAAAAAUCUGUCAACGACAACAUUAACACAAAAUCCCACAAUGUUAUCAUCUCGACGUUCACAUCCAAAUGAAGUUUCAACACCAAGAGGACGAUCGAACACCGAUGUACAAUCCGUAACAUCAUCAGCCAACGGACUGAAACAGCAGCAGCAACAGUUAAACGGAUCAGGUAGUGAUAAAUCUGUGAAUCACAAUCAACAACAACGACAAUCCCCUCCACCACCACCAAAAACUGAAUGCACAUUGCCGUCAUCGGGCUGUCAAGCAGAGUGUGUCACACCUUCGAAAUUGUUCAAUAUGAUGGGCUAUGGGUUACAGAAUCAGUACUUAUUCAUGCAUGUUCAUUAUUUAUAUCUUAUCGAUUGUCGAUCGAGGGAAGAUUUUAAUCAGAGUCAUAUCAUCACAGCUAUUCAUUGGGAAGACGCAUUGAGUGGCAAUGUUUACAUAUCCCUCGUCGAACGAUUCAGCGAAAUUGUCCUAUAUGAUGCGAAAGGUGUAUCACCGAAUACAUCAAGUGAAAUGCGUCGAAUUGUCAGUCGGUUUUCUACAUCAAAUUCACGAACGUAUCCGACGUUAGCCGGCGGUUUCGAAGCGUUUCGUUUAUCAUUUCCAUUUGUUUGUACACAGUCAGAUGUACGCUCCGCAGUCGAUCGAGAGAAAUUUCUUACAAUUUAUCCGUCUGUUGUUCUUGACAAUCAACUUUAUCUUGGCACGGGUAACCAAGCGGCAAAUUGGAAGAUUGUUCGUGAUCUUAAAAUCACUCACAUUAUCAACAUUUCUAUCGAACACCAAUGUGUAUUCAAUGACAAAAUCAAAUAUCUUCACUUGGAAUUAGAAGAUAGCGAAGAUGUGUAUCUAAAAGAUUGUUUUCGCGAAGCAGUUCAAUUUAUCGAAUCAGCGCUCGAAAAUCCAUCGAACCGCGUUCUUGUUCAUUGCCAUCUGGGCAUUUCAAGGUCAACAACAUUAGUCCUCGCGUAUUUGAUGAAAACAUAUCAUGCAACUGUGCAUGAAGCUUUUCGAUUCCUGCGUCAUCGAAGACCUAUUGUUUGUCCAAAUACUGGUUUCCUUCGACAAUUGAUUGAAUUUGAAAACGAGCUCUAUGCUCAUGUUUAUACUGAUGUCAAUGAUCCGAUUUUUUAUUAA
Messenger RNA from Adineta ricciae, 1302 nucleotides. NCBI's taxonomy places the organism in Eukaryota, Metazoa, Rotifera, Eurotatoria, Adinetida, Adinetidae. The record is from the annotation of a GenBank genome assembly.